AUGGUGAUAAGAUUGGCAUGUCAAUGCCUGUGUCGUAUAUGCUGUAAAAGGAGAGUUAGCAAAACUAAAAACGAUUAAAAUCUUGAUUGCUGCUCUCCUUUAGCACAAUUUAGCGCGAUUAGAAAUAACACACCCGUCGACUCAAACUCGUUAUGUGUCACAAGAUAAUUGGAUUUGAUCAAAUGAGUUUGUAAUAUAAAUUGGCCAUCAUGAAGAGUUUCUGCAGCUGACGUUUCAAGCGUUACCCUUUUGUCAUGCGCUUUGACAGCGAAUUUACAAUCUCAAUUUAGUAAAUGUAACCACACUUUCUUGAUUUAACCCCAACCAACGCAACACCAGAGUUUCCUCAGUUAUCCCCUUUAUCGCAUAGUUCCCUCAAUUUGGUAAGACAACGAACCAGCGAAAAAUUUUAACACCUGACUUAGGCCUUCCGGAGUUUUAUGACCAUGUAUCAUUCGGUACAAUUUAAGAUUUUGCAAAUGUUUUCUCAAAUUUGAGAAAAACGAAAUUUUGAAACUUUUUGCAAGAUUGUUUAAGUGUGUCGCUUUCCCGGCCUGCUCUUUCACUCGACUUUUCGGACUGAGAGCACACUACAAUUACUCCAUAAAAUUUCCGUACAGUUUUUCCGUUGCAAGCCUUUAAAGACUGUCUGACCUCCUUUUCAUUACCAUAAACUGCAGCGCAGUCGAUUAGUCAUUGGUGACCUUAUCUGGUUUGCUUUUACAUGUCCCAAGGCCAAGAACGGGUAGCGAACUACCUUUGUUUAAUUUGAUGGUAUCUAUGUGAUUUUAAGGAACAAAUCAACGCUCUCCCAGAUUUUAUUCCCUAAGGUAAGGAUAAGCUUCGAGCUUCUGUAGGAACGCUCGGGUCGUUUGUUUUCUUUUUCUCCCAAGUUUAGACGCGGAAAACUAGGGAUGCAAAAUUUUUGCCUGAAUACACUGAUUUUUCAACAAUCUGGCUGGUUUUUCCUUAUAUUCAUUUCAUCCUUGAUCAAAACACACCCAUGUAGACCUUACAAACGAAGAGGAAAUAUACACAAGAAUACUCAAUUGGAAAGAAAAGUGCUUCAAGAUCCGAAAAUCGACGGUGAUAAUACUCCUAACGAUCGAUGAGCAAAUCAUCAAAUUACUUUUUUUAUAAGGAUUUAUCAGUGCGUGUUUUUUUGUAGUUGUCUGUUGCGUGGUUUAAUAGAACUAAUAAAUUGGUAAAAUUAAAUGAUGAGGUAAACUUACUACAAUCAAAAUCAACUGUAACAAUGUUAAAUGAUAGUUUCAGUCUAUAUCAUGAUGUUGUUUGUUUUGCAUUUAUACCAAAUUAUACUAUAUACAGAAAUUUUAAAAAUUAUGAAUUAGAAAGACCAGAUGCAACAAGUUAUACGUUUUUUACGUUAUGAUCAGGUAAUUUAAUUAUUAGCGGAACUUUUACAAAAGAGAUUUAAAUAAUUCCAUUUAUAUGAGAUUUCAUCCUAAUUCAACAACAAUUCCAUGUUAUUUUUCAUUUAACACAAAACUAGACUCUUUUUUAUUAUAUUUUACACCAUAUGGUGCAAGAGGAGUAAGAAUCGACUAUUCAAAUAGAUCAUUUAAUGUAGGCAUAUAUCAUUCGAAAGCAUCAGGAGAUGAAGAAUCACAUACAUUUAAUGAUUAUCAGGUAAAACAGUAGUAACCUUUAAAAUUAAGCCGAAAAAAUUUGGAUGGGCUACCGAUCGCGUACGACCGUACGACCGUGUUUUUUCGUUCGACGACCAUUUUGAAUGACGUCAUAAUUUCGUUGCGCAAAGGCGCGAUAUAACUAGCCUUUUAACCAUGCGUAAAUACAGGUCACAAUAGUAGUCCUUUAUUUGUACCAUAGGCAUAUUCAGUGCAAAAACAAUAUUUCCCCUUUGAAAGUCGGACGACCCGAUUACUACUAGGUUCUAAGAAAGUCCAGGGAAAAUUUGAUUGUUUGGGGGAAAUGCUGCGUUUUGACGGACUUGUGCCAAACUUUUGUUUAAUUACUAUUGUUCUUUUCUCACCGUAUGGCUUUUUAUCAUUAUUAUUAUUAUUAUUAAUAUUUUAUUUUUUUAUCUUCAAAUAAGAUUUUCCAUGAUAUUUCCCUUAAGCUAGGUUGAACUCGGAAAUGGUUAAGGAUAGGAUUAGGAAGUAACAGAUUGUAGUCGAUAGAAUGUAAUCAUUAGAAUGAAAUAACUUUGUGAAAUGAGACCUAUGACAGAUUUUAAUUCAAUUAAGUUUAUACUAUAUUGUUGGAAAAGAAUUUUAGUGAAUUAAAAUUUAUGAUUUUAUGCCUAAAUAAUUUUAUCAUUAUUAUUAUUAUAAAGCUUUGAUAUAUGUAGCCUACAACUUACAAAUAUUUUUUUUUGACUUGAUAAUGAGAAACGUCGUCUUUUUGUAGCAAUCUUAAAAAGUUCUUAAGAAAUGUUUUAUCCCAAUUUUUUAUAGUUAAAUGUUUUUCUAAAUCACUUCUUAUUCGUAAAAAAUAAUCACACAGUUAAUGCUAAGAUUAACAGACAAAUUUACUGAUAAAAAUUGUGCUGAUUUAAAUAUAACAACAUCAUUAAAUUUAAACAGCAAUUCACUUGAUACAAUUAUUAUUAAAACGAGAUCUUAUCACAACUUUUACUUGAAAAAAGAGUAUUGAAUUUCUAAGUGUUGUAUUUGCAGCAGGAGGAAUAGCAUCAGUUACUGUAUUGCUAAAAAAGGAUUUGCUUUAGUAGCGAUUUCAAUUGUUGCAAUGUUAAUACAAGCGUACUUAAAACAGAAGAAUAUUGAUGCAAAAAUAGAACAAUCCAAACACGCACACAUUAAAUAUGAACAUAUGUUAAGUGAAAUCAAGAGGUAUAUGCGUGACACUGAAUUCAAGGACCAUGAUCUUAUUAUAAAAUUACAACAUAUAGAUAAUGAAAUAAUUGAAUCAAAACCUAACAUGAAUAAAUAUAAUAAGAAGUAUCACAAAAAGUACAAAAAAAUAAGAUCAUUUAUCAAAAACGUUAUUUUUUAAAUAUGCUGCAAUAUUUCUUUAGUGUUUGUUUACCAACUUUCAUAUCAAAUAAGUGUUUUAUAUCGUUAUCCAUUUAACUAAAGAUUCUGAUGAAGAUUUAAUUAAACUUAACAAACCUUUUAAUCUUCAUUUGUACCAUUUAGUGUUCUACUAUUUGAAAUAAACGGUAAAACUUGUCUAUUUCGUUGUAGCUUAACGUGAUAUUGUGCUUAUCAAUUGUAUUAUUUAAAACCUUAUUCACAUGAUAUUUUCUUCGCAAGACUGAUUUUAUUUAUUAUUAUUUUUUUAUAACUUAAAUAACAAUAGCCUGGCACAAACUCAUAAUUAAUGACCUGACCACAUUGGCGGCAAACAUUCAAGCCAUUAUAAUUAAUCAGGUCUUGUUUUUUACAACAUUUCUCAUCUGUUUUAACCACUUAAUCAUUUUGAAAAUGAAACUCAUGAAAUAUAUCUAGUAAUCUCGUCUACAUUUAUUAAAAGUAAAAUAUUUUUAAAGAAUCUUUUGUAAAAAUAGUUCUGACAAAUAUUUAAAUGGAAUAUUGAAGGGAAUAAAGAUAAGCCCUAUAUCGAGGAACUUUCUUCCCAUCAAACAAAAAAAAGUAAAAAACAAAAUCUAAAUAAACUCUUGAGUAAAACUAUAUAACGGCUUUACAUAAUCGGUUGCGCGAUUUGAUAGAAGCUGGGAGGUAAAAAGUGCCUGGCGCGGCGAAAGCCCUUCGAGCGAUGCACUUCGUUCCCACUCGGAGUAUACGCUGAGCUAGCCUGUCUUUUCUCUUUUAUUGGUAAUAAGCUAGGUUGUCUUCCGCGAAGACUAGAGCUUGAAUUAAAGUAAUUUUCGAACCAUCCCGUGUUCAAAUACUCCCUUUUGAGGUCUUGAUAUGAAAUUCAAAACUUAGUGAAAAUGCCCUACCCCUCCCUGUUCCUUUUCGUUUGGCGUUCCCUCAUUCGGUUGCUCUUCCUUGCGUGACUUCUCACAACCUCGAAACUCAGAGUCAAGAUGGCGCUGCAAUCAUCGAUUACUCUUCUUCUUUCGUUUAUAUCGGUGGACUUGUCCUAUUCGGCGAAGAUUGCAGGUUUUAGCGGAGCAGCGUCAGGAUCUCACUAUUUCAACUUGAAGAAAGUUAUGGAGGAGUUGGUUUCAUGAGGGCAUGAGGUAAGGUCGAUCGAACGAUAUCUGUUGAUUAUUUACGGAGCUUGAGAUGAAUAUUUACCGACUCGUCACGUAACUUACCUGAAUAGCUGGCGGCUUCGUGUGCGCUUUGAUGUUAUGGUUAGGGUAAGGGUUAUAGGAAGCGGAAAAGUGGAAAAAUUAUCAUACUGAAAAACCUCCCUAAUUCUGAAAAUUUGCCAACCUAUGGUCUGAAAUUGAAUUGCUUGAAAAACUCGUCCAUGCGCACAUUUUCGAUUUCCUAAUUAUUUCUUCGACUAGAGUUUGUUCGUGUUGCGAAACAGAGCUGCAAAAUAUUAGAUGGUUUAUCUUAUGCCACUAGAUUUAAUGCUGCUUGACAGAUAACUCGAAGGGCUUUGGUGUUAGAAUUCGAUGUUGGAAAGACUAAUAAAACGCACUACCGAAUGCCGUGAAACCAAAAUUUAAUGUCAUUUUCCAACAGUUGACCCGUUUUUUGAAAUAAUUUCCCCCAUGAUAACCGUGACAGCACGCGAGGCUAUUUAGAAUUUCUUUGAUAGCUUGCAUGGAGGUGAAAAGGAGAGCAAUAAUUUAUGUCGAAUGGUCAAGUGUAUUGUGCGCCUUUUGAUUUGACGUUUUUAUAUUAAACGAUCUUUCACAUCUUACUUAUUUCGACCUCUAUCUAUGCAUGUGAUGCAAACCAGCGUUAUUGCAGCCCAGCAAACACUGAUGAAGUGCAUUUGAGGUCUCCAGCUCAGAAACAGGACAAUUUGCCGGCUUGUUUUGCUCUUUAGGGUUAUGUCAACUGUCAAAUGGUUCCGCAUCGCUAACCUACAUGGUAAAAGAGCUAUGAUAUGUGUUCGGACUUUGCUUUCGUCUAUUUGUAAAGGUUUUGGCCGUUCAGAAUUUCUUCUUCGUUCACCACCAAACCCCAUCUCGUCCAACAAUGUUUCGACGUUUGGUCCCUUCGUCCUUUCACAGCUUAUCAUUGCGUGAUAUCUUGUAAAACAAAAAGAAAAAAAGACAACAACAUACUGUAUAAUGUUGCAUUAAUCAACAUUUACUUAGCAUAUUGGGCCGGCGUGUUGAUCUGCUUGAAGACCAGUUCUUACGAGUACCACCGUCGCUUUUAUAACUUUUUUAAUUCUCCCAAUGGUUUUUCUCUUAAUCGUGAAUUCGAAUAAAUGAAAACUCAAAACUUAUCCUUUAGUUUUUCGUGGCUACUGCCUCCUGGCACGAAUAUUAUCGAAAUGAAUGAGUGACGGUAAGUAACAAAAGUAACAAUAGAACGCUGAACUUCAUACAUCACUAGCCACAAGCAGUCCUAUUUUUUAGAAUAUACCACACACGCGAUAGUGCAUGCUUUUUGCUCUCUGAUUGGCUAACUUGAAUGGACUUAGUCAAGCAUAGCCGAGCGAGCACCUCUUACCUGCGACCUGCGAUCAGCCGAGGAACGACAACAUGAGCCUACCGUUUCACCAUGGUUACCUGAAGGAAAACUAUUACAAGAAGUAGACGAGGAUGGGGGAGAUGGGCGAGGGGGGGAGGGGGGGGGGGGUGGUGACCCACAAAUAAUGCAAAAGAAACAAGAGAGUUUGGUUCGGUGGUAUUACAUGCCAGGUUAUUUGAUCUUAUCAGUCACCUGUUUUUGAGACGAAAAAUCACAGUUUUCCAUCUGUCGAGCAUUUCUUAUGGGAAAAGAACGAACAUGUUAUGUUUGCAGGAAUUUUUUUCAAGACUACAAAAGACCAAAGCGCUAUUCAUGAGAAAACACUUAUCGCGAAGAAGUUUCACGGGGUGAGUCAUAUGUCGAGAUACAAUCAGACCCUCGGCAAUACUCCCUAAAUUGAAAAUCUUGCGUCUACUAUUCCAAGAAGCUUGAAGUUUUCCCCAAGCUUCUCUCGAAAAAUUGUUUACUUCUCAGAUCAGAUAAUGUUUGCGCACAAACAUCAGGGCACAUUUUGUCGCCAAAUGGAGGCUCAUGGCUUUUAAUGUCCUUACUGCUGCAGGUGGUGCUUAUUAAACCCGCUUAUUCCGACGAGCCACCGAGCACUGAGCAAAAGGUUCUCCACAGGACGUUCAAAAUAUCAUAUGUUGAAAAAGAUGGCGAGAUACUCGUGAUAAAAACUUCUAUUGAGGAGAGCAUGUGGAAAGGAUUAACCAACCUCAUCGAAAUAACAAGAGUCACGUGUGAGUCAUUGCUGAAUGACACAGAGAUACUUCAUGAAAUAAGGGACUAUGACUUGAUAGUGUACGAAAGUUUGGGAGUUUGUGCUACUCUGGUGGCUGAACUCCUCGACAUUCCCAAUGUGGUCAUUGUUUCAAAUCCUCCGAGCAAUUUUGACAGUUCUAUGUACAGGGUGCCAAUGCCUUCAUCAUACGUUCCUUCACGUCUGUUACCGUUUUCCUGUGAAAUGUCAUUUACAGAGCGUGUGUUAAACUUUUUUGUGGUCAACAUUUUUCAGUUUUUAUUGGAAACUUUGUCUGUCAGAUCCUACAGCUCUCUGAAGGAAAAAUACAAUAUUACUCCUGAAGUAAGCUACCGUGAAGCUGUUGCCAGCGCUGAACUUGUGCUUUUUAACGGUCAUUAUGCGGUUGAGUGUCCACAACCUCUUCUACCAGGUAUGCUCAACAGUUAUCGCUAAUACUCAGACCGUAAUAUAUCAUUUAAUGGUUUUAACAGAGGGAAAACAGUCAAACUUGUGGACUGAUCGUUCGGGUAACAGUGGUCCUGAGAAGAACUGUUGUGGCUACACGUGUUUCAAAAUUCUAAGGGGUAGUCAUAAUUUGAGUCCAAAUAUUAAUCUUUGUAAGUCAAGUGUAACAAGUCUGGUUCGUGAAGAGCGAUUGGUUAGUUUAGCCUUAACGUCAUUGGCUGGAAGAGCCACAUAGCGUAAGUCGGUCGUGAUGGUCAGCUGAGUUAAGUCGUUUUUCUCGGUUCCUUUCUCGUACAAAUGUCGAGAAUAACUCGUUUAUAUAGUAAACUAGCUUUCCGAGGUCACUAUAAGUCGUUUUCAUUAGAAUCCAAGUCAAUAGUGCUGUUCGUAUUGAUUCUUUUUAGCUCUGUAUCUCUGCUUAUUUUCCUGCAGGUCAAAUCAUAUUGGGUCCCAUCGCUGUCAAACCUGAACCAGACCCACUCCCCCCUGAUUUGGCAGAUUUUAUUAAGGAUUCAGGGGGACAAGGGUUUAUCAUUGCCUCUUUUGGAUCGUAUGCGAAAAUGACUAUUUCUAACAGGACGAUCGAUGUUUUGGCAGCGGCUUUUGGAAAGUUGAAGCAGAAAAUCAUCUGGAAACAUAAAGGUAAUUUAAAAGCCGUUCUCGCGUUUUCUAGUUUGUGGCACAAAAUGCGUUGUUUAAACAUCUUAGUCUAAGAUGUCGUGUUAUCUCCUAUAAACUAACUUUGUUAUCAAUAAAGAUUUGGUUAUACAUAAACACUAAAAAAAUAGCGAUAUGAACCGGCGUUUCGGAGUCUUAAUAACGCCAUUGAUUAGGUAAGGAUAACACUCGCAGAAGUCGUUAUCCUAACAUUUACCCUGACCGAGGCGUGCUGAAGACUCCGAAACGUCGGUUCAUAUCACUAUUUUUGUACGCGUUUAUGUAAAACUGACUUUGACACGAUUUUAAAACUUGUCAUUUGGUGUCAGCUUAGUUCACGGUGUCCGCCAGAAUAACGCUGAGUCCACUUACAACAGCUCUAGUAGAGUUUCGGAAACCACAACCAAGUAAUCACAAGAGCCAAUUGGAGGUUAGGACGACAUCAUCGUUAGCCAAUGAGAGGCACAAAAUUCAUGAAACGCGGGAAAACACGAGUGACGAAAUCACAAUUGGUUUUCGUUGUGCAUCUGAUUUCAUAGUUGAGAAGGUGCAGUGACUUUUCUGGACCAGUCAGAGUCUAGUAAAUCUAAACCAAAGCAAUAAGGAAUUACUAGCGACACGCAAUUGAAAAUUGUUCCACUAAUAUUUGUUUAUAAAUUCCUUUUCAGGCUACAUUCCGUCAUCUGUCGGUCCAAAUAUCAAAGUAGUGAGUUGGAUACCACAAAAUGAUCUGUUGGCUCACAGGGAUAUCAAAGUUUUUGUGUCUCACGCCGGAACUAACAGCUAG
Molecule: messenger RNA, 8224 nt
Organism: Pocillopora meandrina
Lineage: Eukaryota; Metazoa; Cnidaria; Anthozoa; Scleractinia; Pocilloporidae
Source: the annotation of a GenBank genome assembly